GGCACCAUAUUUGACAUGCCCCUUACCUUUCGUCGACCAAAGCGCUUUUCCACUUCAAAUCCUCCUCUCGAAAUCCAAACAAGUGAGAUUGUCGUCGAACCAUGUCUCGGGGAGGGAACUACAAGCGAGAUUGUCGUCGAACCAUGUCUCGCCGAAGGAACUGCUCUUUUAAAAGUUUCAUUAAAAAAGAAACAACAAAAAAUCUUCAGGAUCGACGUUGAUCAAGUAAACAUUGAAAGUAUUAAGGAACUUCGGAUUGGUGAAGCGAUAAGAAGUUAUAGGGAACAUUUCAAGCUUAGUGUGGAUAUUGAGCCUCGAUGGUUCACCAUCAUUUAUGUUGAUUUUGGAAAAUAUAAAACUCUUCACUUAGUCGCACCUACAUUGGAAUUAUUUAAUAUAUGGGUUGAUAAUUUGGAAAAACUUUAUUUGCACAGAAGGGAUAUGAUCGGAGGAUUAGGUCAUUUGAGAAAACGGCAAUCUUUAUGGCUGAAGCAACACUGGAAGCAGGCUGAUAAAGAUGGAGAUUCAAGAUUAGGUUUCGAUGAUGAAGCAGAUGGAAAUAUGGAUGGUUGGCUUGAUUUUACUGAUUUUCAGCGAUUUGUUAAGUUAAUUAAGAAAAGAGUUGAACUUGAUGAACUAUUCAAUUCUCUGGCGAAAGAGCGCAAAAAUACUUUAACACUUUGUGAAUUCAAAGACUUCCUCGUCGAUGAAUAUGAUAAUUUGUAUUAUAAAUUUUGUGAUAAAGACCUUAAAGAGAUGAAUUUAGAGGGAUUUAGUAGUUUCCUCAUGUCUAGCGACAACGCCGUUUUUGCUUCAGAACACGCCAAAGUUUAUCAAGACAUGUCACAGCCACUAAGUGAAUCUUCAGUUGAAGGAUACAUACGUGCGUUACAAAGAGGAUGUCGUUGCGUUGAAAAAGACUAUAUCGACUCGACCACUGAUACUGAAUCUACUACUGAUACUGAGUCAGAUGUUGAAUCAUCUAAAGAAAAAGAAAAAAAGGCUAAACCUAAGAAGACUAAAUUACGAAUUGCAAAAGCACUUUCAGACUUGGUAGUCUACUGCUCUGCUGUUAAGUUUAAAGGAUUUGAUCAUCAUCGCGACUUUUGGUUAGUUCUGACUUUGACUUUUUUUUUCAUUUAUGACACUUUAUAUAAACUUUUUAUUGGAUCAUUUCAAGACCUAGGAAUGCAAAUCGAUCAAGCCAUGUUUUCAGUUAAUGGCAGAUGUGGUUAUGUACUCAAGUCAGAACGACUGCGCAAUCCCGAAAUUAUUUCUCCAGCUAUAAAUACACAUCCGCCAACUCAAACAUUGACAAUUCAACUCCCUAAACCCAAAGAUGCCCUUGCAGACGAAGUAAUUGAUCCAUUUGUUGAAGUAGAAUUGCUCAUUCCCGGUGCUGAUGCUACAAAGAAAAGGACUUACACCAUCACCGAUAACGGUUUUAACCCUACGUGGAAUGAAACUUUAAAAUUUACAUUGAAUUGUGAAGAAAUGAGUUUGGUAUUUUUGCGGUAA
Racocetra fulgida is the source of this 1518-nucleotide messenger RNA. The record is from the annotation of a GenBank genome assembly. Lineage: Eukaryota; Fungi; Glomeromycota; Glomeromycetes; Diversisporales; Gigasporaceae.